Molecule: messenger RNA, 618 nt
Organism: Aegilops tauschii subsp. strangulata
Lineage: Eukaryota; Viridiplantae; Streptophyta; Magnoliopsida; Poales; Poaceae
Source: RefSeq, a predicted model, not a curated record
AUGGCUGACCCACUGUGCCUCCCUCCUCCGUCAGCUCCGCCCCCGCGGUUCUUCUUCCUCCGCGCGACCCCUUCCCCUGCUCUCUUCCACCACCGCACGCGUCCGCGCCCGAUCCCCUCAACCCCCACGCCUCUGCGUCGCCCCAAGCCUCGUCUCCCCGUCGCCAUGGCCCGGCGCCCACGCUUCUGCUGCUUCGUCGCCCGCAGCCGUCGGCCUCCCGCGCCCAUCUCCUUGCUCAGGCCGCCCCUCGCCGCAGUUGCACCCUGCAGGAGCUCCCGCUGGACCCGACUAUCUUCUGCCGCAGCUCCUCUGCUCCGCCCGUCCUCUGCCCCGCCUCCAUCGCUGGACCGCCCCGACCCCGUCGUCAACCAUGCGACCAAGCCUAGGCCGCGCCCCGCCUUCCACCGCCUCGCCGAUGACCUCCUCCGCACUGGAUCCAGCCUCGACGACCCAUCCCCGACCUCCUCGUUCGACUCCUCGCCAGAUCCGGAGGUCCUCGUCGUGCCCCCGCCUCGCUGCGUUCUGCGCUGGAGUUCCCCUACCGCCAUCUUUGUUCAGUCACCUCGCAAAGGAGACGACCAGCAACACAGGCCGCAUCGAGCCACGGCCAAAACCUGA